Coffea eugenioides is the source of this 3392-nucleotide messenger RNA. Its product is annotated as protein-tyrosine-phosphatase MKP1. Bases 275 to 2941 code for a protein of 888 amino acids. Gene Ontology annotation, biological process: protein dephosphorylation. The record is from RefSeq and is a predicted model, not a curated record. Gene Ontology annotation, molecular function: protein tyrosine/serine/threonine phosphatase activity. The transcript is spliced from 4 exons. NCBI's taxonomy places the organism in Eukaryota, Viridiplantae, Streptophyta, Magnoliopsida, Gentianales, Rubiaceae.
UCUCUUGAACAAUUUUUGUCUCUGUCUUCUCAAUUCUUUCUUCUUCCACUCUCCUCAGUCCCACUGCUCCCUUGUUUUUCUCUACUCUUUUCCUCGCCUCCUCCUACGUUACUGCUAUUACUCUGUGAAGUCCAUGGGCCCAGAUGCGGAUAAUUUUGCUCCGAGUUAAACUCAUUCAGGGCUUUAGUUCUUACGCAUUUUUGUUUCGGAUUGAAGAGAAAUUAGGGCUUAGGGAUUUUGGUGUGGUAUAGUGAAUUCUGUUUUGGAGGUUGGAAUGGUGGGGAAGGAGGAUGCCCCAUCGGGUGGUGAAGGAGGUGGUGGUUGUGAGGGUGGUUUGCAGCGGCCGUACCCAGUUGUGGGUGGCCGGAAAUUGUUUUGGAGGUCCGCAUCAUGGUCCUCUUCGCGGACUACGUUGCCACCUCUUAACCCGUAUAGUGAAAAGGAUGGAUUAGAUCCACCUGAGAAUGCUAACGGUAAUGGGCAGGGUCGCAGAGUUUCUGGUCCUUUAACUCCGAGAUCCCAGAAUAGUUUUAAGAAUAGGUCGUGUCUCCCCCCACUGCAGCCAUUAUCAAUUGCUCGUCGGAGCUUAGAUGACUGGCCAAAAGCUGGUUCUGAUGAUAUUGGUGAGUGGCCGCUCCCUAGCACUCCUAGUGGUAGGGAUGUGAAUAACGGUGGAGAGAGGUUGAAGCUUGAUUUAUCUAAUAUACAGAGGAACUCAGAUAGGAAUGGUGGACUCGUUAAAAGAGAAAAGAUAGCUUUCUUUGAUAAGGAGUGUUCAAAGGUGGCUGACCAUGUUUAUCUCGGUGGGGAUGCAGUUGCCAGGGAUAGGGAUAUAUUAAAGCAACACGGGAUAACUCAUAUUCUUAAUUGUGUGGGGUUUGUCUGUCCUGAGUAUUUUAAGGCAGAUUUUGUGUACCGGACUCUGUGGUUGCAAGACAGCCCAACUGAGGACAUAACCAGCAUACUUUAUGAUGUUUUUGACUACUUUGAAGAUGUUAGGGAACAGGGUGGGAGGGUUUUUGUUCACUGUUGUCAAGGAGUCUCACGGUCAACAUCAUUGGUGAUUGCUUAUCUUAUGUGGAGAGAGGGGCAAAGUUUUGAUGAUGCGUUUCAGUAUGUGAAGGCUGCAAGAGGUAUUGCUGAUCCAAAUAUGGGUUUUGCUUGCCAGUUAUUGCAGUGCCAAAAAAGAGUCCAUGCUUUUCCUUUGAGCCCAAGUUCGUUAGUAAGGAUGUAUAGAAUUGCUCCGCACUCACCCUAUGAUCCCUUGCAUCUUGUUCCAAAGAUGUUAAAUGAUCCUUCUCCAUCCGCUUUGGAUUCUAGAGGCGCAUUCAUUGUCCAUAUUCCUUCUGCGAUGUAUGUUUGGAUUGGUAAGAAAUGUGAAAUGAUAAUGGAAAGAGAUGCUAGAGGUGCUGUUUGCCAGAUUGUUAGGUAUGAGAAAGUGCAGGGCCCUGUAGUAAUGAUUAAGGAAGGUGAAGAACCUUCUUUCUUCUGGGAUGCUUUUUCGAGCCUUCUGCCAUUGAUGGACAAAUCAAGUAGCAAUGUGGAUGUAGUAGAGGCAUCAAUCAAGAUUUGCCCUGGGAAUAGAAUAAUUGAUUCUUAUAGUGUUGACUUUGAAAUUUUUCAGAAAGCAAUCAUGGGUGGUUUUGUGCCACCAUUUGCGUCUUCAGAAACUGAACAGGAAACUCAUCUUCCAGCAAGAGAAAGUUCUUGGAGUGUACUGAGGCGUAAGUUUAUCUCUGGCAAUAUGAAGGAAUUUGUCUCAGGUGUUUCCAUAGUUUAUCCUGAUUCCUUGUUCAUUGUUGAAGAGCAAUGCAGAGCUCAGCAGUCCCAUUCUUCGGCAAGCUCCUUGUUAUCAUUGAUGCCAUCUUUGUCAUCGUCAUCAUCAUCGUCUGCAUCUUCAUCAUCCCUGUCAUCAUUGUCCUCCUCGUCGUCAUCAUCUUCUUCUUCACCUCCCUAUCUCUCUCCAGACUCCUCAUCUGAUGCAAGCAUUAAUUCGACAAUUCAGUCAGAUUCUCCGGACAUGUCUCCUUCAGCUGCAUCAGGUCCUGGUCUAACAUCUUCACUGCUUUCUAAUCUUUGUAAUAUGACACUUCUGUCGUCCAAAAUAUCUCCUCAGUCCAUAUCUAAAAGUUCAAAGUUCAUUGAUGUUAAUUUUAGUUCCGAAUCUUGUUUAAGAUCUGCGUCGACACCAUCCAAAAAAUUUCCUCUUUCCAUAGCUGAGCGCAGAGGCAGCUUGUCGAAAAGUCUUAAGCUGCAAAUGUUGACUGAUGAUUCUCAAGGAAGAGAGAUGCCUACAAAUAGUCUUACCAAUGAACAAGACACUGUAACAACAAAGCAUGAUGCUUGUUCUUUAAGUAAGUCCCUGGAGACACAGGAUUCUUUAGAUUCUGAGGAACAGGAUGUCAUGCAUGAUGAGUUGAAGCUUCAAUCGCCUUUAGGUACUGUUGGUUCAUGCCAUGCAGAUGCUGCCUUCAGAAAAAAUUCUGACCUGCAUAUUGUAAAUCAUCAUCUUGGGAAAGAGGAGUCAGCUAUCUCAAAUGGAACUCUAGAGAAUGGUAUGGCAUCUUCUGGCUUUAUUAAACCAAUAGUGUACCGUUGGCCCAGUUUGGAGAAGGUUGUGACUUUUGGUUCUGAUGACUUUGAUUCCCAAUCUGCAUUUGUGGUCAUCACUUCAAGUUCAUGUCCUACUUUUGGCAAAACUGGGGCGGGGAUUCUGUAUUUCUGGGUUGGACGACUUUUCAACUGUAAUUCAUGGAAUACUAAAUUAGAGAGCAAUCAAAAGUUUGGCGGUCUAGUGGAGUUUGACUGGAAGCAAGCCAGUUCAGAUGUCAUUUCUCGAUUGGGUCUGCCGAAUGAUAUUAAGAUUGAGAUUAUCAAGGAAAAAAAUGAACCUGCAGAGUUCCUGUCCUUGUUGAAGUUCCUGUCCUUCUUAAGAGCCUGAAUUAAGGAGGCAUUUCUUGUUGUUCAUAGAUGACUUCUCUUUGACACUUCUUCAGCUUCUACAAUUUGCUCUGCAAGUUUGCAGUGGUGGUGAACUUCCCUAAGAAUUGAAGGAUGCUGCAGUGUAAAUGCUGAGGUGGUUCACCUGGUUGUACAGAGCUUGACACCUGAUAAACUCUAGGCAUUUUCUUGCUGACACAACCUUGUAUAUUGAUUUAACUCAGAAACUGAUUUUAGGAUCCUCUAAAGGGAAGAUAGCUAGAAUAGAUUUUCCUUCUGCAGCUGACCUCUGUACAUCACCUUUUGGCUUUUGCUAACCGAAAGUCAGCAGCAAAAGCUUCUUAGAGACUUUGUAUUCUUCUCUCCAGUCUAUAGGAUUUAAUGAUUACCUAUCCCAAAUGUCCAUUAUGUAAUUGGAAAUGGCCUAUGUCUAACCAUCUCUUUAAUGCGUA